ACAGCUCCUGUGAGCUGCACAGACAUUAGAGUGGGUUAGACUCCAGUGAAGAGCUGCUGAGAGAGCUGUGUACUCAGUGUGGUAUACAGGGCUAGUGUAGUGCUGGGUGUGGAGCUGUCAGUGUGCUGUGAACUCAGUGUUGUUUUACUAGUGAGGAUGUUGCUGACUUUUUAUCUUCUCUUCAUUGGGCUUCAUGUCUCUGAAGCCUGCACUCUGGUUAACAGUCGGAAUACUAGAGAAGAACUGAGAAUCACAGCACAUGCAGGAGGGUCAGUACUGCUGCCCUGCUACUGCACUGACCUACACACCAAACCCGGGACAUUCACCUGGAAGAAACUAAACCCAAACACGAGAACACUGGAAGAGAUAUCCUUUGAGAGUGGUCAGUACAGAAACAGAGUUCAGCUGGUUAAUGGUCACUCUCCAGGAAAUCUCUCUCUACUCAUAUCACACCUGACUGAAGAGGAUACAGCACUGUACAGGUGUGACCUCACAGAAAGUGAUUACACAUAUGUCAGACUCACUGUUAAAGGCUGCACUCUGAUCAACAAUAAAAAAACACUGACUGUCACAGCUCAUACAGGAGGGUCAGUACUGCUGCCCUGUUACUGCACUGACCAACACACCAAACCUGAGACAUUCACCUGGGAGAAACGUAACAGAUUCAAAAACAGAUGGGAAGAGCUAUACAGUGAGAGUGGUCAGUACAGAAACAGAGUUCAGCUGGUUAACGGUCACUCUCCAGGAAAUCUCUCUCUACUCAUAUCACACCUGACUGAAGAGGAUGGAGGAGAGUACAGGUGUUAUGUUACAGAGAGUGAACACACAUACGUCAGACUGACUUUUAAAGUCCCUCCACAGUCUCUGCCCUUCAUCCCCUUUGCCUUGGUCACUGUGAUCUUCCUCCACAUUAUAGUAGCUGUGGUUUAUCACACCAAGAGAAACAAAGAUGAUACAACAGUUGUGGGCCUUAUCAGCAAUAACAACGACUCAGCCUACAGAGAGGAAGUGAACCAAAUUGUCAUCUGGUGUGACAAUAACAACCUGAAUCUCAACAAGACAAAUGAAAUGACUGUCGACUUCAGGAGGAAGCACAUGGUACAUACCUCACUUACAAUCCAUCGUAACGCUGUGGAGUCAGUGAGAAGCACUAUGUUUUUGGAACUGCACAUCAUGGACGACCUGACAUGGUGGAUGAUGGAUGAGAAGAGCAAACCUCCCCCCUUCUAUCCUCACAUGUUUCUACAGAGGCACCAUAGUUCUCAUCCUGACCAGCAGCCUCCCAGUGUGGUAUGGCAGCUGCAUCGCUGCAGACCAGGAGUCCCUCCAGAGAGUGGUGAGGAUGGCAGAGAGAAUCAUCAGAACCCCACUUCCAUCCACACAAGAUCCCUACCAGUCAUGCUGCCUCAGCAGAGCCACCAAGAUAGUCAGAGACCCCACCCACCCUGCCCAUGGACUGUUCAGCCUUCUGCCCUCUGGCAAACACUACCACAGCAUGUGGUGCAAGACCGCCAGAUUCAGCAGGAGCUUCUUCCCACAGGCCAUUAA
Messenger RNA from Colossoma macropomum (tambaqui), 1548 nucleotides. Its product is annotated as cell surface A33 antigen-like. NCBI's taxonomy places the organism in Eukaryota, Metazoa, Chordata, Actinopteri, Characiformes, Serrasalmidae. The record is from RefSeq and is a predicted model, not a curated record. The transcript is spliced from 5 exons. Gene Ontology annotation, cellular component: external side of plasma membrane. Bases 157 to 1548 code for a protein of 463 amino acids. Gene Ontology annotation, biological process: immune response; T cell costimulation; cellular response to lipopolysaccharide.